UUUUGUUCAGUUGGAAAGUCGGUUCUCGUCAAAGACGCAUCAUCGUACAGUUAAUUUAAUAAUCAGACGCUAGAAAAGUUAUAUUCCCUGAAAUAUAUACCCGUAUAUAUAUAUUAAUUAUAUUUUCAUAUUUAAAAAAAAUUAUAUUUUUAGUAAUACGUGUAUUUGUCAGCGUUGAUGAUUGGGAUUCCGCGUGACGACCGGCACAAAAUAACGGUUAAGAUUCACAACACAAUGAAGCGAAGCUCUAGUCGCGAUACUCCGCCUCGCGUCAAGAGAAGUAGAUCCUCCAUGGGACGGUACGACGAAUCGAGUGACGAGCGUAUCACGCCCGAAAGAAUCCGUCGACGCAGCAGAGGAGCACGGAGUCCAAGUCCACCACCACGAGCAUCAUCGCACGCUCGAUUUGUGGAAUCUGGUUCACAUCGUGAUGAGUAUCUACGAGCACCACCACCACGUGAAUUACCACCAGAGCGUCCUUACAGCAGCUACAAAGCUCUCUGUGUCAGUGCUAUCCAUCCUAAAGCCAGCGAUGAAAUAAUAAAAGACACUUUGUACCGUGAGUUUAAAAAGUUUGGUGAAUUUUCAAUCAGGAUAGCCCACGAGUUGGACGAACGAGUGGCGUUUAUUUGCUUCAGGAGCUCUGAGGAUGCACGAGAUGCAAAACACGCGAAGCCACGGAUAAUAAUAUACGACAAAGUGGCUAUUGUUGAACCGGUAUAUGAAAGACCGGAGACUUAUCGUCGUCCACGUUCAAUUACACCACCAGAGUAUGAUCGUUACUAUGCACGUUCACCAGGUCCCGAGAGACACCGGCCAAUAGAACGCUAUGAAAGAGUCUAUGUUCCACCAGUUGGGAUACCACCGCACCGUGAAAUGCGACGUGAAGCAAUACCUCCUCCUCAUCAUGAGUUUGUACGGCCACCACUUCAUCACGGUCCGCCGCAUGUUCAUCAUCCAGGGCCGCCACAUCAUUACGGGCCACCUAGACACAUGAUGAUCCGUCAUCCAGUUCAUGGUUUCGAGCGCGUGGAAAAUAAAAAAGACAAAUUUCCAAACUAUCUUCAUCAUGUUUCACCUGAAGAUGACCCACUGGCUACACGGACACUGUUCGCUGGUAAUCUUGAGAUAAAUAUAACUGAAGAAGAGUUACGGCGCAUAUUCAGCAAGUAUGGAAUUGUCGAUGACAUUGACAUCAAACGACCACCACCUGGUACUGGUAAUGCAUACGCGUUUGUACGUUUCCAGACUCUGGAUAUGGCCCAUCGUUGCAAAGUUGAGUUGUCUGGUCAGUACAUUGGUAAGUUCCAAUGUAAAAUAGGGUACGGUAAAGCAACACCAACAACACGUAUUUGGGUCGGCGGUCUAGGGCCCUGGACAUCGGUACCACAGCUGGAACGUGAAUUUGACAGAUUUGGUGCAAUUAAAAAAAUUGAUUACAUAAAAGGUGACAGCAAUGGUUACAUUUUGUAUGAUUCAAUAGACGCAGCUCAAGCGGCAGUAAAAGAAAUGCGAGGAUUUCCACUAGGUGGACCUGACAGACGACUCCGGGUUGACUUUGCCGAUGUGACUCCCGGCUUUGGUUUUAAACCACGGCCAUAUCCGGAAGAGGGUGGAGAAUUUAGACCGCGUGUACCUGUCGAGUAUGAUCCACCUUACGAAGCAUACGGUCCUGAGGGAGAAUUUACUUAUCCACCACGAGGAUUCCGUGGUCGAGGAGGCGCACACUGGCACGAUCGUCGAGGCGGCGCAAGUCGUGGAGGUGGCGCUUACCGCGGAACUUAUCCAGAAGGUUACAUACGGGAUGAACCUGAUUGGCCAACCAGAAGACCACCACCUGAAAUGGAAUACGAACCACCUCGUGGUAUCCGAAGAUCAAUUUCCAGAGAACCAGGAGUUGAUCGUUCACGCUCAAGAUCACCACGAAGAAGACCCAUGGACUCAGACUCGGAUUCCGAGAAUGCACGAACUGGAAUGCUUUCUACCUCACGCACUCUUGCUGAAGUUGCACGAAAAUCAAUAGCUGUCUGGCAGGGCGCUCUUAUUUUAAAGAAUUCACUAUUUCCAGCAAAGUUCCAUCUUACUGACGGUGACACAGAAAUUAUUGACGCUCUUAUGAAAGACGAAGAAGGCAAACACAUGUUGCGAAUCACCCAAAGAUUGCGUCUCGAUCAACCUAAACUCGAUGAUGUGUCAAAACGUAUCCAAACCUCAAGUUCUCAUGCUAUUUUCUUGGGUCUCGCUGGAUCCAGCACCGCUGUAACUAACGAUGACGCAAAUGUACAGACACGGCCACUGAGAAAUCUAGUGUCUUAUCUUAAGCAAAAAGAAGCCGCGGGUGUUAUAUCUCUCCUUAACAAGGACACUGAGGGCACUGGAGUGCUCUACGCUUUUCCACCUUGUGCAUUCUCCACAGAAUUACUAAAACGAACGUGUCCUAGUCUCAGCGAAGAAGGACUCAAGGAAGAUCAUUUGGUAAUCGUUGUUGUCAAAGGCGGCAGUGCCUAGACAACAAUUCAUUAUAUUUUAUCAUUAAUAUCAAUACCUUCUUUUUUAAUAUUAAUUCUAAAAAAAAAUAUUCAACUACUCGGAUUUAAUUUUUAAUGAUCAAUAUUAAUUAUUAAUCAUUACUAUUAUAUACAUGCAUAUAUAAAUAUUUUUUUUUUUAUAUUUAGUAUUCGAGUCGGGAUUUUCUUUUAAUCCAUUUUCUUACUCAAAUUAAAUUAUACAUAUAUAUUUUUUUUUAUUCGUUUUUACGAGUAAAAAAAAUUUUUUAAUUUUAUUACGAGUAAGAGAUAAUUAUUUUUUGUAUUAUAUAUAACUAAUGGAUUUAUACGAAGUAACUGCCUCGAGUUUUUAAGAUUUUUUUUUCUUUUCAUUAAAGAAUUUAAAAAUAAUAAUUAUAAUCCAAAUCCGUGACAAGGCAGACAAUUUUUUUUUUAGACCAACGGACAAAUUAAUAUCUCGACGUGACUGAUAAAUUUUUUCUUCCAUUAUAUAUUCAUUAAUAAUUUUACAAAAAAAAAAAUGAUUAACUAAUGAAGUAAAGUAAUUAAUUAUAGAAUUAAUAUCAUGUAAGUGUAAAAAAAAAUGUUUAAAAUCUGCAGAUCAUGUUAACACUUUUUGUCUCGGCACAAAUCAUACACAUACAUCUUCAUACAUCUAUAUAUAUAUUUAAAUAUAUAUAAAUAUUAAAACUAUUAUUAUUACACUUAUAAAAAAAAAUUUAUACAUGUAUAUUAUCAAUUAACUCGCUAAGGAAUUAAUUAACAUUUUAAUUGUUAAAAGAAAAAAAAAUAUCUGCAGAGUCUGGCACUCAUCGAUCUCGAGAAAACGGAUGUCCAUGAAAAAAUAAUUCAUUUGUGUAGUAAAUUUAAAAAAAUGUCAAUGAUUUACCAGAGCGAUGAGCGAGUGAGAGGGUAAUUAAUUAAUUAAGACAACAGGAAACAAAAAUUCACCGUAAAUAUUUAAUUAAUUAAUCACUUGUAUCAAUGGUUUAGAAAAAAAAAACAAAUGUUUUACUGUGCAAGUGGUUGUGUUGAAAAGUAAAAAAAAAAAGAAAGAAAGAAAAAAAACAGAGUAAUUGUUACAAAAAAAACUAGAAGAAACUCGUGAUUAAAUUAAUGUUAGCAACAUUGUGGCCGUAGUGCUGGUGUUUUAAAUGUUAGUUUAAAAAAAACAACGAAAUAAUUAUUGUUUAAAUUCAUUAAAAGAUAUGAUAAAUAUUGUGACGAUCAAGCGAUACGUUAAACACCUAGUGACAGUUAUUACUUUUAUUUAAAUUGUUUUUUUUUCUUUUGGUUGCGUCCAUUGGAUAUUUUGUACGUUUUAAUAAUUUGAAUAUCAUCAUAGUUUUAAUGAUAAUACGUAAUAAGAUAUUGACAAAACAAAAUAAUGACAAAAA
Microplitis mediator is the source of this 3904-nucleotide messenger RNA. RefSeq names its product RNA-binding protein spenito (gene nito). Gene Ontology annotation, biological process: regulation of alternative mRNA splicing, via spliceosome. NCBI's taxonomy places the organism in Eukaryota, Metazoa, Arthropoda, Insecta, Hymenoptera, Braconidae. Gene Ontology annotation, cellular component: nucleus. Gene Ontology annotation, molecular function: mRNA binding. The transcript has 2 exons. The record is from RefSeq and is a predicted model, not a curated record. The coding region runs from base 178 to 2508 and encodes 776 amino acids.